ACGCUUCAAACCGGUCAAAACACACUGCACUGGUUAUGAAACUGAGAGAGUGUAACCCAGCACAUUAUAACACAACCUCUCCCGAGGCGAAUGGGUAUUGACAGUUUUUGCAGUUUGGACGGUUCUGACCCAUUCUGGGAUUGGAACCGGACGUGGCAAACGCAGAACCCAGAUCUGACGCCAUGUUUCCAGAACACAGUGCUGGUUUGGGUACCCUGCCUCUACCUCUGGCUGCUUGCACCCUUCUACGCUGUAUACCUCAAAAGUCAUGCUCGUGGAUACAUAUGCAUGACCCAUCAAAACAGAGCCAAAACAGUUAUCGGGUUUACCCUGUGGCUUAUCUGCUGGGCAGAUGUUUUCUACUCUUUCUGGGAAAGAAACCAAGGUGCUGCUUUACCCCCCGUCUACCUAGUCAGCCCCACGAUGCUUGGCAUCACAAUGUUGCUGGCUACGUUUUUCAUCCAGUACGAGCGGAUAAAGGGGGUCCAGUCCUCAGGGGUGAUGCUCAAUUUUUGGCUGAUCACUAUAGUGUGCGCCACUGUGACCUUUCGCUCCAAGAUCCUGCAUGCACUGAAUGAACCUGCCAGUGUGGAUGUGUUCAGAUAUACCACUUUCUACAUUUAUUACACCCUGCUGCUCAUCUCUUUCAUUCUGUCUUGUCUGUCCGAUCAGCUUCCUCUAUUCUCAAAGGCAGUCAAAGACUCGAAUCCAUGUCCAGAGUUUGGAGCCUCCUUCCUGUCCAAUAUCACAUUCUGGUGGAUUAACAGGUUGAUGGUGCAGGGUUAUAAAAGGCCUUUAGAAGAAAAGGAUUUGUGGUCUCUCAACGCAGAGGAUAAAUCUCAGAGAGUGGUGCCGCAGCUGGUGCGGCGCUGGGACAAAGAAUGCAGUAAGGUUAAAAGGCCGGUCAAUAAAACAGUCUACUCACCAAAAAGAGCAGCAAAGGGAGAAAAGAAAGACGGACAACCAAUAGAGGAGUCCGAGGUUCUACUUAUAAAAGCACCUAAAAGCGGCGAGCCUUCUCUCUUCUUUGCUCUCUGCAAAACCUUUGGACCAAACUUUCUCAUCAGCUCUCUUUAUAAGUUCAUUCAUGACGUCCUGAUGUUUGUUGGACCGGAAAUUCUCAGAAUGCUGAUUCAGUUUGUGAAUGAGCCCAACUCCCCCUACUGGCAUGGCUUCUUCUACACCACCCUUCUGUUUGUUUGUACCUGCGUGCAAACGCUCAUUCUGCAGAAAUAUUUCCAUGUUUGCUUCAUGACCGGCAUGAGGUUACGCACAGCCAUCAUUGGCGCCGUUUACAGGAAGGCUUUGGUCAUUACAAAUGCUGCACGGCGAACAUCAACUGUAGGAGAGAUCGUGAAUCUCAUGUCCGUCGACGCUCAGCGUUUCAUGGACCUCAUCACCUACAUCAACAUGAUCUGGUCGGCCCCUUUGCAAGUCAUCCUGGCCCUCUACUUCCUGUGGCAGAAUCUGGGUCCUUCAGUGCUCGCUGGAGUCGCAGUGAUGGUGCUGAUGGUUCCGAUAAAUGCUGUCAUUGCCAUGAAAACGAAAACAUACCAGGUUGCCCAGAUGAAAAGCAAGGACAACAGGAUCAAGCUUAUGAAUGAGGUGCUGAAUGGCAUUAAAGUGCUGAAACUCUACGCAUGGGAACUGGCCUUCAAAGAUAAAGUAUCUGCCAUCAGAAAGAGUGAAUUGAAUGUGCUGAAGAAGACUGCUUACCUGGGCGCUGUGUCCACUUUCACCUGGGUCUGCGCGCCGUUUUUGGUUGCCCUCUCUACAUUCGCUGUGUAUGUGUUGGUGGAUGAACACAAUGUUCUGGAUGCGCAGAAGGCGUUUGUGUCUCUGGCUCUGUUCAACAUCCUGCGCUUUCCUCUCAACAUGUUGCCUAUGGUCAUAAGCAGCAUGGUGCAGGCCAGCGUGUCUUUGAAGCGUCUGCGUGUGUUUCUGUCCCAUGAGGAGUUGGAUCUAGACAGCGUGGAGCGGCCAGCUAUCACUGCAUCUCCGGACAGCAUUAGGAUUGUAGACGGAGCAUUCAGCUGGUCUAAAGAUGACCCCCCUUCUUUAAAGAGGAUUAAUGUGCAGAUCCCAGAUGGUGCACUGGUUGCUGUGGUAGGCCAUGUGGGAUCGGGGAAAUCCUCUUUGCUUUCAACUUUGCUGGGGGAGAUGCAGAAACGGGAAGGAUCUGUCUCCAUCAAGGGCUCUGUGGCGUAUGUGCCCCAGCAGGCCUGGAUCCAGAAUGCAACUCUCAAAGACAACAUUUUGUUUGGACGGGAAGCAAACGAGACCUGGUACCAGAAAGUGUUGGAGGCCUGUGCUCUUCUACCAGAUCUAGAGAUCCUACCUGGAGGAGACUUGACGGAGAUUGGAGAGAAGGGAGUGAAUCUGUCUGGAGGUCAGAAGCAACGUGUGAGUCUGGCUAGAGCUGUGUACUGCGGCUGUGCCGUUUACCUGUUGGAUGAUCCGCUCUCUGCGGUGGACGCUCAUGUGGGAAAACACAUCUUUGAGAAGGUCAUCGGCCCUCAGGGGGUGCUACAGGGCCGGACUCGAGUUCUGGUUACCCACGGGCUGAGCUUCCUGCCACAGGCAGAUCUGAUCCUGGUGAUGGUGGAUGGAGAGAUAACUGAGAUGGGGUCUUACACUGAGCUUAUGGACAGACAGGGUGCUUUUGCCGAGUUUCUGCAUACUUACUCCAACACGGAACAGGAGGAGGAGGAGGAGUCAGUGGGAGAGGAGAGUGAGCAGACAGAAGCCGUGAAAGAGAAAACUGAAGACGCGGUUCCAAAGAAAGGACUGGAGAACGGUGGCCCUGCCGCUCAGCUGAGACACAGUCAGAACUCUUUGAAUGCAGCAGGCACAGGCAAAAGCCCGCAGAAGACUGAAGCCAAUGAUGGUACAGCCAAAAAAGUCAAAUCUGCAGAAUCUGCCCGACUUACAGAGGCAGACAAGGCCAAAACUGGAAGGGUGAAGCUGUCUGUAUUUUGGGAAUACAUGAAGGCUAUUGGUGUGCCCCUGUCUUGCUUUAGUAUCUUUCUGUUCCUCUGUCAUCAUCUGGCCUCACUGGGCUCAAACUAUUGGCUCAGUCUUUGGACAGACGACCCUGUUAUCAAUGGCACCCAGCCCAACAGAGAGAUGCGUUUAGGAGUGUACGGAAUGCUUGGUCUUUUUCAAGGUAUUUCAGUGUUCUGUUAUUCCAUCUCCAUAUCCAUCGGUGGGGUACUGGCCUCCCGUUACCUUCACAAGACUAUGCUCUACAACGUUCUGAGGUCGCCCAUGUCUUUCUUUGAACGCACACCUAGCGGCAACCUGGUCAACCGGUUUGCCAAAGAGAUGGACACCAUUGACUCGGUCAUCCCUAGCAUCAUCAAAAUGUUCAUGGGCUCCAUGUUUAAUGUGGUGGGCUCAUGUGCUGUAAUCCUCGUUGCUACACCGCUAGUGGCCAUCAUCAUUCCUCCUCUGGGUCUGCUGUACUUCUUUGUGCAGCGAUUUUACGUUGCGUCCUCACGCCAGCUGAAGCGUCUGGAGUCAGUGAGUCGCUCUCCAGUCUACACGCACUUCAAUGAAACCCUGCUGGGUACCAGUGUGAUCCGAGCAUUUGGAGAGCAGCAGAGAUUCAUCAGAGAGAGUGACAACAGGGUGGAUCAUAACCAGAAAGCCUAUUUUCCCAGCAUCGUCGCCAACAGGUGGUUGGCGGUGAGACUGGAGUUUGUGGGUAACUGUAUUGUAACGUUCGCUGCGCUCUUUGCUGUGAUGGCCAGGGACAGUCUCAGUCCAGGUAUCAUGGGUCUGUCUAUCUCCUACGCUCUACAGGUCACAACUUCUCUGAACUGGCUGGUGCGGAUGUCCUCUGAGGUGGAGACCAAUAUAGUGGCGGUGGAGAGGGUGAAGGAAUAUGGAGACACCGAGAAAGAGGCUGAAUGGAGUUUAGAGCACUCUACUCUACCUGCUGGCUGGCCCACAAAGGGCCACAUUGAAAUACGCAACUUUGGCUUGAGAUACAGGGAGGACUUAGAGCUGGCCAUUCGUGAUAUUUUGGUCACCAUUGAGGGAGGAGAGAAGGUGGGAAUUGUGGGUAGAACAGGAGCAGGGAAGUCCUCUCUGACAUUAGGACUCUUCCGCAUCAUUGAAGCAGCGCAGGGAGAGAUCUGGAUAGAUGGCGUGAACAUCUCUGAACUCGGCCUGCACGAACUACGGUCCAGAAUCACAAUCAUACCUCAGGACCCAGUGCUGUUCUCAGGUUCCCUGCGUAUGAAUCUGGACCCGUUUGAUUGUUACACCGAUGAGGAGGUGUGGAGAGCCCUGGAACUUGCACAUCUCAAGAACUUUGUGUCGGGGCUGCCCGACAAGCUGAACCACGAGUGUUCAGAGGGAGGAGAAAACCUCAGUUUGGGUCAGAGGCAGCUGGUUUGUCUGGCUCGAGCACUUCUCAGGAAGACCAAGAUUCUGGUUUUGGAUGAAGCCACAGCAGCUGUGGACCUGGAGACGGACAAUCUGAUUCAGUCCACCAUCAGAACUCAGUUUGAGGACUGCACUGUUCUGACCAUCGCACAUCGCCUCAACACCGUCAUGGACUACACUAGGGUUCUGGUACUCGAUAAAGGCCAGAUGGCUGAAUUUGAUUCUCCGUCCAAUUUAAUCGCUAAGAAGGGAAUAUUCUACAAGAUGGCCAAAGACUCAGGUUUGGUCUGAUAGUAAGUUGAGCCAAAAGCCUUCUGCUGCCUCUAGGACAUAUUACAGGUCUGUGGAGUGUAUGGAGAAGAGAACCUGUUUUACGCCUGGAGCUCAAAUCCAGUACAGUGUGACUAUGAAUCGACCACUCCACAGAAACUGUAGCCCUCCGAUGUCACUCCCAGUUUUCUCGCUUUUGCUGCAAAUGUUUCUAUUUGAUGCCAACAUCUAUGAUGCUUGAAACUAGUUACUUUGUUACUUCCUUUUUAUUUUUUGGGAAAUAAGUCAAGCACUCCUGCUAGCUGUCAAAUGUUCUUUUUUUAAAUGUUUUAAAAGUAAAUAAAGAUUGCGACAUUGUCUUAAUAGACUUGAGGAGUAAAGAACAAAAGCCUCUUUGAGCAAUGCACUGCUGUGCGCUUAAUUCUGUGGAGCAUGUCGGGCUUCACUUCGAGCCAAAGAGUCAUUUAAAGAAAAUCAAAGAAAGGAGGUUAAAAUGAUAGUUCACCCACAAAUGUAAAUUCUGUUAUCAUUUACUCACCCUCUUGUCAUUUCAAACCUUUAUGACUUUCUUUCUUCUGCAGAACACAAAAGAAAAUAUUCUUGAGAAAGUUGGUAAACAAACAGCUCCGACCCCCAUUCAAAUCUUUUGUAUGGAGUCGGACACAAUACCAAUGCAAGUGGCAUUCUUCCAAAUAUCUUCUUUUGUGUUCUGCAGAAGAAAGAAAAAUCAUGCAGGUUUGAAAUGACAAGAGGGUCAGUAAAUGAUGACAGAAUUUACAUUUUUGGCUAUCACUUUAAUAUGAAAAGCUCACCCAGUCGCAUGUUGUCAUGGCUAGCUGGCCAUUGCUUUCUCGUUUCAGUAAUUUUAUUUAUAGCUUUAGAGAUAAUUCACAAUAUUUGUUACAAUAUUAUUUAUCAUAUAAAAUUAUUUUAUGACAUAUAAGCUGUUACCAGGUUUACCCCCUUGAAAUGUGGCUAAGCCCUGUCUUACCAGUAUCAUGCAGUUAGAUGCAGUGUCGGCCAUCUGCAAUGAUUGGUGAAUGUAGUAACCUGAUUUGAUUCAUAAUCCUUGUUUAUUAUUAUUUCUCAGUGAUUAUUUCACCAAAAACUAAGAAUGCACUUAUUGUUCUGUAUAGAAAAAAGGUCAAAAGGGUUUAUGUUUUCAGUUUUGGUGUGGCAAACAUUUUAAAACUGACGAUGAUUAUCGCUGUACCGCUGAAUGGUCAUAUAUCGAAAUCAUGGUAGUUCUGCAAAGGAAGGUUUUCUGCUUGAUGGUCAUAUCUUCUGAGUGCUGUGUGCUUCAUUUUGUGUGCUAUUUAUCAUAUAUCUGUUAAUCUAUGUAUGCUUGAGUGUCCCACAUUAUCAGUGGAGCUCUCAUGUUCUGUUAGAAAACUAAGCCUUUUAAGGCCAAUCAAGAUCUCUUUUUAAAGAGCUGAUAAACUUCUAUAAGUAAUACUGACAAAUGAUUUGUUACAUAUUUAUAUCAUUUGUAAGUAUGCAUAAAGUUAUUAUUUGUUAUUUGUAUAAAUGCUCUAGUUUUAAGUGUGGUUGUUGAAAAUACAAAUAAAUACUUUUUGUUAAAA
Molecule: messenger RNA, 6245 nt
Organism: Triplophysa dalaica
Lineage: Eukaryota; Metazoa; Chordata; Actinopteri; Cypriniformes; Nemacheilidae
Gene: abcc1
Product: ATP-binding cassette, sub-family C (CFTR/MRP), member 1
Exons: 32
Coding region: 91-4683 (1530 amino acids)
Biological process (GO): xenobiotic transport; glutathione transmembrane transport
Cellular component (GO): basolateral plasma membrane
Molecular function (GO): ATP hydrolysis activity; ABC-type xenobiotic transporter activity; glutathione transmembrane transporter activity
Source: RefSeq, a predicted model, not a curated record